CCGCCCCAGCGCGCAGCUCGCGCUCGGCCGGAAGUGAGGGCAGGCGGGGAAGGGGGCGGGGCCGCGCGGCUCCCCACGGGCCUCGGCCGCCGCCAUUUUGUUGGCGCCGGGCGCUGCCGCCGGGGCGAGAAGGGCUGGGAAUCGCUCGUCGGCUCCUCCCUCGUCGGGGCCGAGAGGCGGGGACUGAGCGCGGCCCGGCCGGGACGGGACGGAGCGGCGGGGCCCAACGCGGUGCAGCGAUGUCGGCAUUCUCGGAGGCGGCGCUGGAGCGGAAGCUGUCGGAGCUGAGCAACUCGCAGCAGAGCGUGCAAACCCUGAGCCUGUGGCUCAUCCACCACCGCAAGCACUCGGCGCUCAUCGUCAGCGUGUGGGAGCGGGAGCUGCGCAAAGCAAAACCAAAUAGGAAGCUUACAUUCCUGUACUUGGCCAAUGAUGUCAUACAGAACAGCAAAAGGAAAGGACCAGAAUUUACAAAAGACUUUGCUCCAGUAAUAGUGGAGGCUUUUAAGCAUGUUUCAAGUGAGUCUGAUGAGAGUUGUAAGAAGCACCUUGGCCGAGUGCUGUCUAUCUGGGAAGAAAGGUCUGUUUAUGAAAAUGAUGUAUUAGAACAACUUAGGCAAGCUUUGUAUGGAGACAGAAAGGUGAGGAAGCGCACAUAUGAACAGAUCAAAGUUGAUGAAAAUAACUGUUCACCUCGAAGUUCUCCCACUGAUCCUCCUCAGACCACAGAUCUCAUUAGAGCAUUACAAGAACUAGAAAACGCUGCCUCUGGGGAUGCAGCAGUUCACCAGAGAAUAGCUUCCUUGCCUCUAGAGGUCCAGGAUGUGUCCCUGUUAGACAGAAUAACAGAUAAGGAAUCUGGAGAGCAACUUUCCAAAAUGGUAGAUGAUGCAUGUAUGUUGCUGGCGGAUUAUAAUGGCAGGUUGGCAGCCGAAAUAGAUGAUAGAAAACAGCUAACUCGAAUGUUAUCAGACUUUCUCCGAUGUCAAAAAGAGUUCCUUGCAGAGAAAGAACAUAAGCUGGAAGAGUACAAACGCAAGUUAGCCAGAGUGUCCCAAGUACGGAAAGAACUCAGGUCACGCAUCCAGAACCUGCCUGAUCUCUCUCGACUUCCCAACGUCACGGGCAGCCACGUACACCUGCCGUUUGCAGGAGACAUCUACAGCGAUGAUUGAUUACCAAACAUCCCCCCACAACCUCUGCUUUUCUGUGAAAUGAGGGGUAGGCCAGACCGAUCGGUACUCUUGUAGUAUUAUUUUUGUAUAUUGUUGCAGAGUGUCAGUAAAAUACUUUAAUAAUUUAUAAAAAAUGGUUUAAAAAGUUGAUUUGUUUACUAUUUUAUUGGUGAGUGAACAUAAGGGUACAUUUAUAAAAGUGGCAUCUCUGUCUGUUACAUGGAAGAAGAAUGAAUAAUUAUCUUUUGUAAAGAUUUUAGUUGGGUGCCCUGUAAAAAAACAUGCUAAGAUUUUUCUUAUGUACCCUGUAUUUAAUGUAGAUCAAUAUAUAAUCAAAACAUAAUUCUAACUUGAGACAUUUCCAUUGCAAGUGAGAGAGUGAAACGUGGAAAUCACAGGCUUAUGUUUGCAAGAAGGCAGAUGCAAUUUAAUGCAAAGUUAAGUGAUCUUACUGUACUCACUCCCAAAACAAUGUGGGUUUUUUUGAAGUAAAUGCUAACAACCAAUUUUCUAUUGGAAAAUAUUAAUCAUGUUACACUGAGCAGAUCUUCAAACAAUUCAAAAUACUACAAUAUUUUUGUAUCAUUUAGAAGUCAGCAUGUAGAAACUAUAAAAUUGACCAGUUUAAUUAUGUUUUGAAAUAGUAGCUUUUUACAGCUGCUUAGUUUCUAAAUCGAGGGACCAUUCAUUUGCAAUCUAAUCCCUUUCUGGAACAUCUGUUUCCAUCUAAAAAGGUUAGUCCCAGAAAUGUGAAGCCAUUUUACAGUUUUAAUUAAAUUCAAAGGUCAUUCUCUAAACUGUCUCAGUUGCUAAGUGCCCAUUAUUAAAAUCUGACAAUGUACCAUCCAUACAUGCAACAAAAUGGUGAUACAGCUGUACUGUACAUCCUCUUCCACUGAGAAACCCUGGAGGCCAGCAUGGGCUACCACCUCCCCACCUUCACCUGCUCCAGCAAAUAUUUCUAAGUCUUGAUUGUCAUUUUCUCACACAACAGGAGGAGACUGUUCAGGCCUGUGUAUAACUCAAACAGCAGGAAACUAUUGCCCAGUUAAAAAACUCUGUUGCAUGGCAUAAAUUUGGUAUUUUUCUGGGAACAGCUGAAUUUGUGAAGAAUCUUUGUUUCCAUACUAUGCAUCAGCUUGUAAGUUCACUUGAAAACUUCAAGAUACAGAUAGGCAUUUAGCACAUUGUCUGAAAGUUGUGGCUUUUCAAUCCAUUGGAAUGAGCCGUGUAACCAUUGAGUGAUUUUAAAAAUGCCUGCCUGUACCUUUGGCAUUUCGAUGACCUAAAAAACCUGGGCUGCAAGUGUUUUGAGUUGGAUAUAUCAUAGGACCGUUUUAUGAUUGCAUUUUGUUCAUGGUUUUGCACUUGUCAGGCAUUGUUUUGUACCAGUUAAGUUCACAGUUUACAAGUUUAAUGCACCUCACAUGAAAACAAUUUUUUUUACAAAAAGCUGUUCUUUCUUUUCAAAACCCACAACAAUUCAAAAUAGUCUUGGGGAAAAAUUGUUCAAGGUAGUUAUCUGUCACUUGUUAUUGGCUUCUACAGGGCUAAUCACUAGAAUACUUUUAGGAUGUGAAUGGAGAAUAACCACUCUCUUUAAAAUAGAUACACUUGGACAUAAGCGUCUCAGUCCAGUUACCUUUUCUCAUGGAAGUUGCCAUGAAUUAGACCUCAGUCAAGUAGGGAAAAAGCCUGAAAAGAUAGAAAUACAAGCUGUUGACAUAGCAGUCCAUAGCAUGCAAUGUAGAAUACUGAUGUCCUAAAAAAUUAUGACUGAUAAAUAGGAGUGUGCAAAAUAGUUAUCAGAGCUCACUACAGGUCCAAAAAUUUCAAAGUUUUGAGUGGCAAUUUUCCAUUUCAUAGGAAAAAAAAAAAAAAGCUGACUAUAUUAAAUCCAGAGGAUUUAGUUUCUUUAGUUUAAGUGUAAUAUGCAAAAUUAAAUAACGCUUACUGACAUCUUUUCAGUGUAGAUUCUUGAGAAGAAAAUGUUCUGAUACAAUUUUAAUGUUUUAAAUAUUUCUUUUCUCAUAUGUUAAACUCAUCACAUAAAUUCUUACACACAUGUAUGUGUAUUGCAGUUGUAGUUAAAGCUCAGUUUUGCUAAAGAAUAGCACCAAAUUUGUGGUAAAUAUUAAACCAGCUUAAUCUAUUAGGAAUUCCAAAACAAAUAAUAAAGCAAGAGGCAUAAAUUGUGAGUUCACGGUUGAAUUCCAUCCAUAGAAAUCUUAAUCUGUGCCCAGAGGCGAUUAUAAGUGCAGUGACAAGGCUUAUUAGACUGCACUGAAAGAUCUGUGUUGGAUACUCAGAAUCAUAGGGAAUUAAACUUAAACAAUCUUUUGCUGCCUGAAUUGAAAUUAGUUAUAAUAAUAAAGUUGACUGCUGAAUUUUCUUGAUCUCUCAAUGGAUUUAAAAAAAACAUGACACUUACUUCACUGGAUUUGUUUUUCCUAUUCAUAACUCCUAGUGAUAACAUUGCUUAUCUACAGGUAAUGUAGAACUGAUAAAAGAGUGAGGAAAACACCUCAACUUUUUCUUGAUGUAUAUAAGUUUUAAUUUUGAAAGAGUGUUAUUUUCUGGAUAUAUUUUUCUUUAUUUUACUGUGAAGUUGUUUACUUCAAGGAGUUUUUCAUUGCUGGGGUUUUGGAAAUGAUCCCUCAAUAUUUGUUUGGAAAAGAGGAGUUGUGAAAGGCAACAGUCACUCUUAGAGCAAGUGUCAUAUAUUAAUGGCUGAAUGGUACGCUGGGUUUUUUUUUUUAAUUUAUAUGGGGAAGGCAUUGGGUAUCAAGUAGUUAGGAGAUUUAUACUGUAACUGUAAUAGUAUAGCAGGAGAUAGCAUGGUACAGUACAGAUGCAGCCCUGUAGUGUCAAAAAUACCUCCAAAUUCUCAGGUUCCAAAGCUUAAUGUACGUACUUCUGACAUCUCAGGAAGAGAAGAGGCUGGGUGGGGAAGGGGAGGGUGCCAAGGAGAUAAAAGGGGGAACAUGCCUGGGUGGAAAGGUAAAGCAAACCACAUGUCAACUUCCAUAAAAACAGAAAUAACUGUGAGACUGGACAGCACAAUGUUUUACACAAUGUAGGUGGGAUUGUACCACAGAACUGCUUUGGGGUGUUGCCAUCCUGGGAAAGAAAAUGUGUGGGCAUACCCUGCCUACCUCUUCUAAUGUGGUCUGGCUCUAGGCAAUACAGAAUGCCUGCCCUACAAAAGGCACAAUUAUAAAAUAUCUGAAUAUUUUUCAUCUAAUAAUAAAAGCAUAAUAAUUAGAUUAUUUGCUUCACUAUAUUGCACUUUUAUUAAGCAUUUUCUGAAGAAAAGCAAAGAGAUUCCUGCAGCACUUUGCCAUAUGAGAAUGCUUACCUUGGAGGUCACUAGGACUGCUUAUAUGUAUAUUCUAGUGUUUGCAGGCUCAAACUGUGUUUUUUGCAGAAUGUUUUGAAAGAUAUCAGGAAUACUACCCCACUUUUGUGGUUUUAAAAAUAAAUGUGAAGUCCUUAGUUACAAAAAUUGCCAUUCUUAGAAAUGAUGUUUCAUGACUUCUUUUGGAAAUUAGACUACAGCCUGCAAUAAUAUUAGCUUGUCUGAUUCACUCUGUUAAUGUUUGUAUUAAUAUAUUAAAGCACCUCUGUUAAUCCCUAGCAACACAACCGAAACCACAUGCUUAUUGUGUAUUUUAUCCGAGUAGUCUUCUGAGUGUCAAAUUGAGAGCUUUCAUUAUGAUGAAAUUACAUUCCUGUUUACCUGAAGUUUAAAAAAAACCAUUGUGUUAGGACUUGCACAGACUAGUUCUGCUCUCUCAAGUCAGUGGUAUAGCUCAGUCUGGUACUUCAAUGAUGACCCUAAACACAUAAUGUAGGAUGCAGUAGCCAGCAGUGCAGAUGACCAUGGAGGAUGUGGAAAUCAUACAUAGGCUUGGUUGGCCCUCUGCAGAAGAGCCUUUUGAAACAUAAGGAAAUAGAUCUGUGGGUGUGGGUUUUUUUUUCAGUGGGAAAGUCAGUGAAAACCAGCACAUCUAAAAUUUGAUGGUUACAUUUACAAAUAUUUAGGCCAGUUCUGCUCAUUACAUUUAAUCACAGUGAUGAUUCCUGCAAAUAAAGAAAGCAGAUUCAAACAUAGUGUCUGAAGUGGAAUUUUUUUCUAAUGAAUGACCAAUUUUGUCUCGGCUCCUAUUUCAGUGUGUAAUUUAUCUUGAUUAAGUAGUAAAUCUCUUCCAUCGUGUUAUUUAGGAAUCUAACUUCAUAUUUACAAUAGUUGAAGUAUCCUACUAAGCAUGAUGUUUUUGUGGGAAUUUGCAAAAGUUCAAUAGCACUCAUUUCUUGUUUGCAACAGAAAUAGACUUAUUUGUUAAAAGCUAACAAGAAAAGUUUAAAAUGUAAAGAUGUUUCAUUAUUGUGCUUUUCUGACAGAACCUGUAAUCCUUGUGUAAUUUAUGUCCUCAGAAUAACACCUGUAUGUACGCUCUUUCAUAUUUAAUAAAACAUUGUUGUAAAAACA
Messenger RNA from Vidua macroura (Pin-tailed whydah), 5667 nucleotides. It is a transcript of the gene RPRD1A, whose product is annotated as regulation of nuclear pre-mRNA domain containing 1A. Lineage: Eukaryota; Metazoa; Chordata; Aves; Passeriformes; Viduidae. The record is from RefSeq and is a predicted model, not a curated record. Gene Ontology annotation, cellular component: RNA polymerase II, holoenzyme. The coding region runs from base 240 to 1175 and encodes 311 amino acids. Gene Ontology annotation, molecular function: RNA polymerase II C-terminal domain binding. The transcript is spliced from 7 exons. Gene Ontology annotation, biological process: mRNA 3'-end processing.